Messenger RNA from Saccostrea cuccullata (small rock oyster), 1105 nucleotides. RefSeq names its product tenascin-X-like. The record is from RefSeq and is a predicted model, not a curated record. NCBI's taxonomy places the organism in Eukaryota, Metazoa, Mollusca, Bivalvia, Ostreida, Ostreidae. The transcript is spliced from 9 exons. The coding region runs from base 1 to 1104 and encodes 367 amino acids.
AUGCAGAAGGUUCAUACAGUACCUCAUACCCGGCGUGUAUCCUACAAUAAACAUCCGACAUCCUACGGUCAACAGCGGACGUCCUACGGUCAACAGCGAUCGUCCCACAAUCCACAUCGGGCGACAUCCUACAAUCAACAUCGGACGUCCUACAAUCAACAACGGACGUCCUAUGGUCAACAGCGAUCGUCCCACAAUCCACAUCGGGUGACGUCCUACAAGCAACAACCGACGUCCUAUGGUCAACAUCGGGCGGCCUACAAGCAACAACGGACGUCCUCCACCAGUAAGGUUGUGUACUCAAGACGAUAUGGACAUAGAGUUUACUACAAUCGGGCGGUCCGUCCUUUCCCCGGAAGUAAGACAAGUAAUAGAAGAGUCAACUUCCGGAAUAUGCUGCCCCCUAUCUACCUCCCGCCUAUUCUCCCCACCGGCUGUGGGGGAACUUGUGGGAGGAACGCAGUCUGCUUAGGGGGACACACAUGUGUCUGUCGACCCACAUAUAAAGGAAAUCCCCUCACUGUCUGUCAUCCGGGCGGCGGUCCUUGUGGAAAUAGAUGUGGGAUCCGCGCCCGUUGUCUAACGAAUACCGGAAAAUGUGUCUGUAACCCAGGGUAUUACGGAAACCCACUGGUGGCUUGCUUCCCAGGUUACAGAUGCCGGCGAGGUUGCGGAGCUAACGCCAUUUGUGAUGGGCGUCGAGGAAUCUGUAAAUGUAAACAAGGAUACAUAGGGAACCCACACUAUCAAUGUGUAUCACUCGUUGGAUGUCGAGGCGGAUGUGGAGCUAAUGCAUACUGUGAUCGAGGUCGCCACGCAUGCGUGUGCGUCAAAGGGACGGGACCCAAUCCUGUAACAGGAUGCAAACCAAGAAACGGAUGCAAAAGACACUGCGGACCAAAUGCUUACUGUAAUGAGAAUUUCCUAAGAUGUCAGUGUCAUCACGGAUUUACCGGAAACCCCUACAAGUCAUGCGCAGCUUUGCCAUGUGAAGGACGAUGCGGAAGACAUGCAGAAUGCAAGAAGGGCGCAUGCGUGUGUAUCAGAGGAUAUGCAGGGGAUCCAUAUUCUAAAUGUGUCUAUGUUCAAGGUUAUGGAGGAUAAU